UAGAGUUUGCUAAUUUGGUAGACUGGUAGUAAAUGUCUGUCUGAUCAUUUGGAAAUAGACAAAAAUGGUUGACAUCGUUGUCGUAACGGUUGCCUUUGUCGUUAUCGCUGUCGCCGUGUAUUUUUGGCAGCAAAGAUCCACGGUGAAAUUCCCUCCCGGUCCAAUGGGAUGGCCCAUUCUGGGGAAUCUGGAUUUUUUCCUCUCACCCGGUCCGCGACGGCAUUUCAAGUUCCUGGAGACGGGACGGAAAUAUGGCGGAAUGUUUCGCAUAAAAAUCGGCCUACUGAACAGCGCGUGUAUUACAUCCUAUCGGCUGUUUCGGGAAGCCACAAUCGAAAAGGCUUGGUCAUUCGCGGAUCGUCCACAUGACUUGCGGUUCCCAGAAUUAGAUACCGGAAUUUUAACAAGCGGCGUGGACGAUGUCUCCAAAGAAAUCCGCCGUUUCACCUUGGUCAGUCUGCGCAGUUUCGGAUUCGGUAAGACCGACAUGCAGAACAUCAUCCUCAACGAAGCCGAUCUCCUGGUUGAGGAAUUCCGGCGAACCAACGGAUCACCGUUCAACCCGCGCAACGCACUGACCACGGCGACGGCCAAUAUCAUUUCUGCGCUGCUGAUUGGUAAACGCUUCCACCAUGAGGAGGCGGGGUUUAGUUUCAUUGGCGAGAAAAUGAGUGAGGCGCUCAAGUUGGUCAAUUCGGCAAUGCUGGUUAGCGCAUUUCCUUGGCUGCGGUUGUGGCCGCACAAAGACUACCGCGUGUAUCUUGGGAAUUUUCGCGAUACCAAGACGUUUAUUCGCGGACUGAUCAAAGAGCAUGAAUCGACACGAGUACCGGGGAAUCCGCGGGAUUUCGUGGAUGCUUGGUUGGAUCACGGGGAAUCGGAUAAGAAUACCAAGAAUAUGUUCACACGUGACCGGCUGCUGUCGGUGUUGAUUGACCUUUUUGGCGGAGGGUUCGAUACGAGCGCAACCACGUUGCAAUGGGCUCUUUUACUGCUGCUCCACCAUCCCGAUGCACAGGACCGCAUCCACCGGGAAAUGGACGAAGCCGUGGAGAAAACUCAACAAAUCACCUGGGAUGACCGCGAUAAACUGCCCUACACGGAGGCCUUCAUGUGGGAGACGCUGCGACAGUAUCCGGUAUUCCCCUUCACCGCACCGCAUCAGUCCACGGAAACAGCGAAAAUCGGCGACUAUGAAUUCCCGCCCGGCUCUCGCAUCAUGUUCCACCUGUUCUCCAUACAUCGUGAUCCGGAGUUGUGGGAGGCACCGGACGAUUUCCGGCCCGAACGCUUCCUGGAGAACGGUAAACUGAAAUUGCCCGAUUUCCAUGUGGUGUUUUCGGCGGGACGGCGCUCGUGUAUCGGAGAGCAGCUGGCGCGGAAAGAAGUGUUCCUACUGUUUGCCAAUUUAUUGCAUAAUUUCAAAGUGAUACUACCGGCGGGGAUCAAGCAACCCGGUCCGCUAACCAUGAACCGGGGGGUCACGCUGCAACCGUCACCCUACGGCACGGCGGUUCUUCCUCGGUGAUAACAUUAUGUUUAUUGCUGAAUCCUGGACCCUGAAAUCUGGCCGCCCAAUGUUUUUGUUAGGGAAUGGAUGUACUGAAUCCUGUUUCUGUCGCUGAUGCGCAUUCCUGAACUGUAUGUUAUUUUGUUGACAGUAUUUGCCCAAUGUGUACUUUUUCUGCGAGUGAAUGCUUGCUGUGCUUUACUCUGUACUUGCAUUAUUGUGGAGGGACUACUUUUCCGCUGAAGUUUUUAACUGACCGUGUCUGCAAAUCUCGAUAAGGAGUGAUUCCUUGUAUUUGCAGACGUUAAGCAUUAA
Messenger RNA from Paramacrobiotus metropolitanus, 1825 nucleotides. RefSeq names its product cytochrome P450 2J2-like. The transcript is spliced from 4 exons. Gene Ontology annotation, cellular component: cytoplasm; intracellular membrane-bounded organelle. The coding region runs from base 65 to 1528 and encodes 487 amino acids. Lineage: Eukaryota; Metazoa; Tardigrada; Eutardigrada; Parachela; Macrobiotidae. Gene Ontology annotation, molecular function: iron ion binding; oxidoreductase activity, acting on paired donors, with incorporation or reduction of molecular oxygen, reduced flavin or flavoprotein as one donor, and incorporation of one atom of oxygen; heme binding. The record is from RefSeq and is a predicted model, not a curated record. Gene Ontology annotation, biological process: xenobiotic metabolic process.